AUGGCCGAACCAAGAACCGCAUCAGUCUCAAGGAAAACCAACGAAACCGAUAUCCAUGUGGAUCUUAACCUAGAUGCCACUCCUGGGUCUGGGAUUGUGCAAGCCAUCAAGAUUAGCACUGGCAUUGGCUUCUUGGACCAUAUGUUUCACGCUCUCGCAAAGCAUGGAGGCUGGUGCUUGACAAUUACGUGCAACGGAGAUCUCUGGAUCGACGAUCAUCACACUGCUGAUAGGUGCAUUUGCUCUGGCGAGGCUUUCAAGCAGGCGUUGGGAGAGGUUCGCGGUAUUAAGCGUUAUGGAACUGGACACGCUCCAUUGGACGAGGCGUUAUCUAGAGCCGUAAUCGACAUCUCUGGGCGUCCCUAUUGCGUCGCUUCUUUGGAUCUGAAGCGUGAAAAAAUCGGAGACCUCUCCACGGAGAUGAUUCCGCACGUCUUCCACUCCUUCGCCAUGGCCGCUGGAGUCACUCUACACGUCGAUGUCCUUCGAGGAGAGAACGAUCACCACAAGUCCGAGUCGGCAUUCAAGGCCCUAGCAUUGGCCAUCCGACAGGCAAUUGAGAGGACAGGCGGCCACGAUGUACCGAUCAUGGAGAGCUGGCGAGAAAAAGAACCUCCUUCCAUGGAGAAAGCACAUGCGCAUGUUGCGAAUGCCGAGGAAUAUGAGGCCGCUGGAUUGCUCGCGUGCGCUAUGCCAGAGUUCUACAAAGCUGCAGAGGUGUUCCUAGCUUGCAUGGAUCAAGCGACAAAUCCACAGACCAAGCAGACCCUCAAGCUAUUAUACAAUGACAACAACCGACGAGGGAAAGAAAUACAGCGCCGGAUUGCGCAGAUGAAAGAGGAUUUGUCGACCACAUCAAUUCCUUCGAGAACGCAGAGCCCACACCGCGUCGCGGGAUCUCAGCGCUAUGAUUCACCCUCAAGAAUGAACGGUCGUGACACAAGCCUCGCAAUGUCUCAGCGCACCAUCGAUGAUUCCUACAUGGUCCUUGGCGGUAGGACUGACCCCCAGGAUCCCUUCAACCAGUUUUGGAACAAGAUUGAGCAAAUGUUGGAUAAUCUGUCACAACCGGUGGCAUUCGCGACUGUACCGCUUACUGCGUCAGAACAUGUAGAGGAUAACCAGGACAACGCGGGUAAUCCUAACAUGAUUCAAUCUCACCCUAUUUCCCAGCCUCUUACACAAGCUGGCGUACUCUCCGAAGAAGAGCAGCAGGCUCUGGAGAAUAAACUGUCUCUCGCCCUUGAAGAUGAUGAAGAGCUGUUCGCCGAGUUUGGGAUGGGGGAGUCAUUUUAUGUGAUUCCGUCUGAAGCCUCGCCAGCCAUGAAGAAAUUGCAAUCAGAAAACGCCGCUCUCAAACAAGAACUGCAAGUGACCAAGACGAAACUCUCGAAUGCCGAGAAAACGAUUAGACUUCGACAGGAGCAAGAAAGAGCGCUCAGAGAUAGUAUUAUCUCAGUGAGGAGAGAGGCCCAACGAGCCAUCUCGGCAUCAGCAAUGGGUGGAAGAGCAGGUUCUUUAGCGGUAUUGGAGGCGACUCUGCCAAAUCUUCUUCCACAGCCGUCCGGCAGCCCCGCACAACCAGCAUCCCAAGCGUUGGGACCUGAACGUGAGACACAAUAUGUUCGCCGAAUACGCGAACUGGAGGAAGAACUUCGAUUCUCGAGAGUGGAGAAUGAAAAGAAUCGGGCAACCAUUCAACGCUUCCGAGAGAGAUGGGAGAAGCUAAAGGAAUCCGCAAAGCGGAAAAGAAGUGCUAAAGCUGCCGAGAAUGCACGGGACAGCGUCAAAGAGACGAUACAGGAGGAGCCAGAACUCGAGGUUGAGAACGGAUCAUGA
Messenger RNA from Serendipita indica DSM 11827, 1839 nucleotides. The record is from the annotation of a GenBank genome assembly. NCBI's taxonomy places the organism in Eukaryota, Fungi, Basidiomycota, Agaricomycetes, Sebacinales, Serendipitaceae.